GAUGUUUUCUCUGGUUCCGAAUAUGAGGAAGAAAAGUCUAUCGGUGUCAUUAAGGCAGAAAUUCUCGCACAUCAGUGGAGUGGUAAGUGGUACUACCACCUCAUUUUGCUUAUUUCUGCAUUUUUAGUUGGUUAUGGGUACGGUUUGGAUGGUCUGCUUAGAUACAUCUUCACUGGUUACGCAACUGCUUCUUAUGCUGAACACUCUUUGUUGACCACCAUUGGAGUUAUCACUUCUGUGGCUGGUGCUGCUUGUCAACCUAUCUUCGCAAGGUUGUCUGAUGUUUUUGGACGUUUGGAGAUCUUCGUUUGCUGUAUUGUUCUUUACUCUGUCGGAACAAUUAUUGAGUCCCAAGCUCAUGAUGUCCAGAGAUACGCCGGUGGUUCGGUAUUAUACCAAGUUGGUUAUACUGGUGUUAUCUUGAUUGUCAUGACUAUCUUAUCUGAUUUCUCUAGUCUUAAAUGGAGAUUGUUUUACAUGCUCGUUCCUACUUUAUCUUUCAUCAUCAAUACCUGGAUCUCCGGUAAUGUGGUUGCCGCUGUUAACCCCGUUAAGCACUGGUCUUGGGGUGUUGGAAUGUGGGCAUUUAUCUUUCCAUUGACUUGUUUACCAAUGAUUGGAUGUAUGCUUCACAUGAGAAUCUUGGCAGGAAGAAGCGAAGAAUGGAAACAAUUCAAGCAAAGAAAAACCAAGUUCCAAGAAUUGGGUGCCUGGGGAUUUGUUAAGUAUUUAUUUUGGACUUUGGAUAUCAUUGGGUUGGUUUUAUUGACAGUUUGUCUUGGUUGUCUUUUAGUUCCUUUGACUUUGGCAGGAGGUGUCAAGUCUAAAUGGCAAAAUGGAAGCAUUAUUGCCCCUCUCGUUAUCGGUGCUCUCUUGAUUCCAGGUUUCGCACUCUGGGAAUCGUACGGUGCUAGAUAUCCUGUUGCACCAUUCAAGUUAUUAAAGGAUAGAGGUAUUUGGGCUGCUUUGAUCAUUUGUUUCUUGUUGAACUUCAUUUCUUCUGUGGAAAGUUCAUAUCUUUUUGCAGUCUUGAGAGUGUCAGUAAACCAGUCUGAAAGUUCUGCUACCAGAAUCACCUCCUUGAGUUCCUUUGUGUCCGUUAUUGGUGGAUUCUUUUUUGGAUUGUUUGUCGUGUACUUUAGAAGAUUGAAACUCUUCAUUAUCUACGGAUGUGCCAUGUGGAUGGUCGCAUUGGGUCUCUUGCUCCACUACAGAUCUGGUAGUAGUGCUUAUGCUGGUAUUAUUGCCGGUACUGUUCUUAUGGGUUAUGGUACAUCUUUCUUCUCAUACCCUGUGAAUGUUUCGUUGCAAUCGUGUACCAAUCACGAACACAUGGCAGUUAUUAUCUCUUUGGGUCUUACUGUCUACCGUAUUGGAUCUGCUGUUGGUUCCGCUGUUGCUGGUGCUCUUUGGACGCAAUCGUUGUUCUCAAAGUUGCAAGAGAAGCUUGGCUCUACCACCUUGGCUACUGCAGCAUACAGCAACCCUUAUAAGUUCAUUUUGGACUAUGCUUGGGAUACGGUUGAAAGACAACAAAUGGUUUCUGCAUACAGAGAAUUGCAAAAGAUCUUGAUGACUGUGUCCUUGUGCUUCUGUGUUCCUAUGUUGAUUGCUGGUUUCUUCUUAAGAGACCAUGAAUUGAACAACGAACAGAGUCAUGUCGAAGUCCUUGCAAAGGAGUCAAAUGCUUCAUUGUUGGGAUUCUUCUCCGGCUCU
Molecule: messenger RNA, 1716 nt
Organism: Suhomyces tanzawaensis NRRL Y-17324
Lineage: Eukaryota; Fungi; Ascomycota; Pichiomycetes; Serinales; Debaryomycetaceae
Gene: SIT1
Product: siderophore transporter
Exons: 1
Biological process (GO): transmembrane transport; intracellular iron ion homeostasis
Cellular component (GO): vacuolar membrane; endosome
Molecular function (GO): siderophore-iron transmembrane transporter activity
Source: RefSeq, a predicted model, not a curated record